Westerdykella ornata is the source of this 642-nucleotide messenger RNA. RefSeq lists its product as uncharacterized. NCBI's taxonomy places the organism in Eukaryota, Fungi, Ascomycota, Dothideomycetes, Pleosporales, Sporormiaceae. The record is from RefSeq and is a predicted model, not a curated record. The transcript is spliced from 3 exons. Bases 1 to 642 code for a protein of 213 amino acids.
AUGUCCGACAUAGCAGCACCCAGACGAUCCCACUGGGCCAUCCGCGGCGCCCCCGGACCCGAUCAAUGCAGUCUCGCCCUCCGCGCCCUCGCCCCAGGUCUAAACAUCACCACCAUCCUUCUCGCGCGAGGCGUGAUUCCAGAUAAGGGAUCGGAAAUGCGUAUCCCUGCGCAUGCACGAGAUCUAGCGUUGGCUGCGAUACGUCUCCCUCCUCUUCAACCUCCUCAUCUCCACCCUUCCAAAAGUCCAAGUCCGAAUCAUCAAUCGGCAUCCCUCGGCAUCGCCCUCGAAACCACCACCAUCAUCCUCCUAUGCCGCACACAUAUUCCCUCAGUCAACGCGAUCUCGGGCGUGAUCAGCAGCGCCGAGGGAAUCGGCCUCGUGCUCUCCGUCGUCGCGCUCACGUAUACGUUUAGCACUGAGGUUGUGGUUGCAAGGUGGGCGAUGCUUGUGCAGGGAGCUGUUGUGCUCAUUUAUCUAGGCAAGGGGCAGUAUUACUCGAAUAAGGAGUUGUUCACGAGGGCGAAGGCGAAUGCUGCCGUCAAAGUUAGUGUGGACGCAGAGCAGCCCGGGUAUAGGUCAGAGGAGGAUUCUAGGUCGGAGGAGGAUUCUAGUACCGAGGAGGAGUAUGAUUCUGCAUGA